Beauveria bassiana ARSEF 2860 is the source of this 1242-nucleotide messenger RNA. RefSeq names its product peptidase family protein. The transcript has 2 exons. The record is from RefSeq and is a predicted model, not a curated record. Bases 1 to 1242 code for a protein of 413 amino acids. Lineage: Eukaryota; Fungi; Ascomycota; Sordariomycetes; Hypocreales; Cordycipitaceae. Gene Ontology annotation, molecular function: hydrolase activity.
AUGAGUGCGAUCCCGCCUUAUCGCACGAAGCUCUUGGCUUUACAUCGAGACCUCGUGUCGAUUGAUUCUGUCACUGGCCGCGAAAAUGAAGUCGGCGAAUUUCUAGUUGCACAUCUUGAAAAGAAUGGAUACCAGACCAGUCGACAAGUAUUACCCAACCGCAGCGACACACCAGCCGAUCGCCCUCGCUUCAACGUCCUCGCCUGGCCCAAGCGCAAAGCAACCUCUUUGGAAGAUGUAAGCGCUCCUCGGCUGCUCGUCACGGCGCACAUUGACACAGUACCGCCACACAUACCUUAUUCCAUCGACAGCGGUGAAGUUACGGUCGACACCAAGAUCCACGGCCGGGGCAGCUCCGACACCAAAGGCGCCGUCGCCGCGCAGAUUGUCGCCCUGGACGAGCUGCUAGCCGAGGAACGUGUCCGGCCCGAAGACGUCAUGCUGCUGUACGUUGUCGGUGAGGAGGAAGGCGGAGACGGCAUGCGGCACUUUUCGCGCGUGCUCAACGCGCGAUGCAACGGCGACGACGGCGCUGCCUCUGCCUCUGCCUCGGAUGCAGCGGCGCUCCUCCAACGCCUGCCGCUGGCCACGGGCUUCGACGCCGCCAUCUUUGGCGAGCCGACGGAGGGCAAGCUCGCGCGGGGCCACAAGGGCCUCAUCAUCUGCACGGUAAAGGCGCGGGGGCUCGCGGGCCACAGCGGGUACCCGUGGCUGGGCAAGAGCGCGAAUGAGCUGCUGGUGCGGGCGCUUCAGGGCCUGCUGGACGGGGACCUGGGCAGCAGCGAGCGCUUCGGGCGGACGACGGUCAAUGUCGGCGUGAUGAGGGGCGGGGUGGCGGGCAACGUGAUUCCCGAGGCGGCGGAGGCGUCGCUGGUGCUGCGCGUGGCGACGGGGCCGCAGGCCGACGGGCACGAGCAGGUCAAGCAGAGGAUGCUGGAGAUACUGAGAGACGUGGACGCCGAGGCGUUUACCGUCGAAUGGGGUGCUAGCUUUGGCGCCGUCCCGUGCGAUUACGAUGUAGAAGGCUUCGAGACGUGCGUGGUGAACUUUGGAACGGAUGUUCCCGGCCUCGAGGGAAAUCAUGCGAGAUAUCUGUACGGCCCGGGGAGCAUACUGGUCGCGCACGCGGACCAUGAGCACUUGACGGUGGGGGAUAUGGAUCGCGCUGUUGUGGACUACAAGAAGCUCAUUGAACAUGCUCUGGCGCGGAAGCCUGUCCAAUGUCCUGGCGAAGGGGUGUGA